Leucoraja erinaceus (little skate) is the source of this 4159-nucleotide messenger RNA. Its product is annotated as aryl hydrocarbon receptor-like. Gene Ontology annotation, biological process: regulation of transcription by RNA polymerase II. The record is from RefSeq and is a predicted model, not a curated record. Lineage: Eukaryota; Metazoa; Chordata; Chondrichthyes; Rajiformes; Rajidae. The transcript is spliced from 11 exons. Gene Ontology annotation, molecular function: transcription cis-regulatory region binding; protein dimerization activity; nuclear receptor activity. Gene Ontology annotation, cellular component: aryl hydrocarbon receptor complex; nucleus. Bases 1 to 2811 code for a protein of 936 amino acids.
AUGGCAGUGCGGAGCUCGCUGCUAUUCCACCUUGGUCCCAAUAAGAACCAUCUUCGCUGCGAGCAAAUGCCCUACGGCGAUGUACAAUGCAGAUACGUUCCCGAAUUAUCUUCCUGUGUUUGCAUUCUUGUCCAACCCAGCGUCGAGCAGGGAGUUGGGAAUACCACCAAGUCCAACCCUUCGAAAAGGCACCGAGACCGUCUUAACGUGGAGUUUGACAAUCUGCUGAGCCUGCUUCCAACCACUGAGGAUGUCGCUGGAAGGAUGGACAAACUGUCCGUACUGCGUCUCAGCGUCAGCUGCCUCCGACUUAAAAGGUUCUUUGAAGUUACUUUGGGGCAAAGGAAGGAGAGUCUGCCCACAGGACAGCCCGGCAUCCAUGGAAUGGACAGAUUGUUCCCAAAUCUCGGCAACUCUGUGCUGUCAGAAGGUGAUCUCAUCCUGCAGGCUCUGAAUGGAUUUGUGUUGGUGGUGACAGCAGAAGGUGACAUCUUCUACACUUCUCCCACUGUGCAGGACUAUCUGGGCUUCCACCAGACUGCUGUCAUGCACCAGCCUGUCUUCGAACUGAUCCAUCCCGACGACCGAGAUGAGUUUCAGCGGCAGCUCCACUGGGCACUCAACCCAUCAGCGCUGUCCAUCGCGCGACGGUCAGGAGCUGGUGCUGGCACAAGGCGUGAUGUUGUUGUCAGCUACGACCCGCAGCAACUCCCACCGGAGAACUCCACCUUCAUGGAGCGCACGUUUGUGUGUAAGAUGCGAUCUCUCCUCAACAGCUCCUCUGGCUAUGUGGCUCUCAGCAUCGAAGGCAGACUGAAGUACCUCCAUGGGCAGAACAAGCGGGCUGAAGAUGGCUCCCUCCUCCCGCCACAGCUGGCACUGUUUGCCAUUGCAACCCCUCUUCAGGUGCCUGCCAUCCUUGAAAUCCGGACCAGGAGUGCUCUGUUUCAGACCAAACACAAGCUCGACUUUUCACCUGUUGCCUGCGAUGCAAAGGCUCGAAUUGUGCUGGGUUACUCUGAACUGGAGCUGUGCAUGAGAGGUUCGGGAUACCAGUUCAUCCAUGCUCACGACAUGCUGUACUGUGCUGACAACCAUGUUCGCUUGAUGAAGACAGGAGAGAGUGGAUUAACUAUCUUCAGACUACUGACGAAGCAGAACGUCUGGAUCUGGGUGCAGGCAGAUGCUCGAACGGUCUACAAGAAUGGGCAGCCAGAUUGCAUCAUCGCAAAGCAGAGACUCUUAACGGAUAAAGAAGGGAUGGAUCACUUUCAGAAACGUACAAUGCCAUUCCAACUACCGUUCUCAACGGGAGAGGCUGCCUUGUACGACAACAGUUCCCCGCUGCUCGGGCUCACCAACCCCUUUCCGUCUGAGAACGGUAAUCCCGGCAUGGUGCCGAAUGAAUGUGUGGAUCCCAACUCACUCCUUGGGGCCAUGAUGAGCCAAGACCAGGCGGUGUACAUCAGCCACCCGGCAGUGGAACCCAAGUACUCGUUCAGCCGAAUUGGCGGAGCGGUUGCCAGCGCUUCAGCAGCCAGUACAUCAUGCCCGCCAAACGGGGAGCACAAUGUGAAAAAGGAAGAUGCCAGCAGUAAGCAGGAAGAUGAUCUGUUGUCCAUAUUGGAUGACAUCUUUCAAAGUGACAAUGGCGAUGGGUUAGCUGGGCUGCCCAAUGUAUUGGAGAGCUUGGCACCAGAAGACUUGGAGCUCAUGCAUUGGGUGGAGAACACAUUGAAGAUGGACGUGGAUACAGAAUGCUCCCUGAACGACAUGGUGACAAACGACCAGGUUUUGUCCUAUGUCCAUGAAUCACUGAAGCAGAAGGAGAUGAAUGGGCAGAGUUUGCACCAGCCGACUGGAGUGAAAGAUAAUUUGGGCACAGGGGACCAAUUGCCUGAAUGCUCGGGAAUGUCACAGAGGCAAAGUAACCGGUCUCCCCAGACGGCGUCACUGCACUUGCAGCAGAGCCUGCCAUCGUCGAUCCCUCAACAGCCCUCCAAGGCAAGGUACUUGCCCCAAGAAGCCAUGCGACCUUGUAAUGGGGCACAACGCAUGCCCCAGCAGGACUUGUUCCAACAACAGAACAUGCAUUGGUCCCAUUCGCGGCAGCAGCAGUAUGCCUCUGGCCCCAUGCAGCAGCAAUAUGUACAGCAGCAUGUCCUGCACAAGCAGCGGGCUGCAAGACCAAGCCUUCAACUGCAGCAGCACGGGCAGCCAUGCGAGCGGCAAUUCCCCGCGCAGUACUACAACCGACAGCCGCACCAUUAUCACCAGCAGUCCAGCGAUCCCAGCCCAUCCCCAGUCACCGGACACAAUCUAGCUGCCUCGACCAACUGCAGCGUCAGCUAUGGAUACAUGAGGGCUGCACAGAGCUGUAGGAUCAACACACAGCACAACGCACCCCUCUUUAAUUCACCAUCCAGUGCCCCUCCCUGCGUUCCUGCUCCUCCACAGAGCAACAGACUGGACUUCGGUCACCCAAGCAGUGCACUAGCUAGUCACGCACACGAGACCUGCAGUCAAACGGACUGGCUCGCUGGUGCCAACCAUCCAAACGGGACGGCAUUCCCACUUUUCAGCUCCACCGCACCCUGUGUGGGUGGGAAGCAGACAAACCUUCCCGCAUUCCACCCCACAGCGACCGUCCCGUUGUCUCAUAUGAACAAGUGCUCACACUUACACGCCGAGGAACAAAACAGCUGGUGCGCUGUUGAUCUAUACAAGAUGGCAGAGGAUUCCAAUGGCAUUCUAGGCUUUCACCCGACUAUGAAUGGGACCCCUAUUUUUGGCAAUGGCUCUGCACAGUAAUGGACCAUCAGGCUUUCUGUGAAAGGAUCUGACACCUAUUGUUCCAUAAACUUGAGGCCCCAUCCAAGACGUCUGCUUGGCAACCAGCGAAGACUCUUCUGGGCAAAUCCGAUCCUUAUCCAAAGGUUGGCUUUUUAGAUUUUUCUUCAGAAGAUUUUUCUCAAGCGGAGGCUUAAGAUUGUCAAAACGUGAACGCUGUGAAUAGUCCUCAGCUUGGGUGGCCUCCUGCAACAGGAAGUGGCAGAGCUCUGGAAGUAACCACAGCAAGACAACACGAUUCAUCGUUGCAGCCUUAAAGGAAGAUUUUCAUCAACUGUUUGCAUUGGUAGAUGCCAUUUUGGAGGACAACCUUUCUUUAGUUAAGAUAUCCAGCUCUUGAAUACACCAGGCUGGAUUUAAUUUGCCAGGUUUGCUUGCAGAAAGCUAAGUUGCACCUUGAAUGGCAGAAGGUUCUUUAAAAGCACAAGGAUUGGUGUCGGGCAGUAGGGAACCGCAAUCAGCCCUGGACCAAAGUUUGAAAGCAUCUUAAUGUCGGGGGACUUUUAAGACCAUCCUUAAGCACUGUAAAGUCUUUGAGAAUUAAGUUAAUGCUUUGUUUUGCAAAAGACAUUGUGCACUGAGGAUCUGAACUGCAAUGGGCUUUGUGACAAUCAUGCAAUCUGCUGAAAUACCUUCAGGGGGAGUUCUUCAAGAGUGAGCACUGUUUCCCUUCGAAAACAAAAAGCACAGCCUUGAAAAGAAACUAGUUUCAAAGUAAUGUCGGCUUGCUCCUUUCACUCUUUUCUGAGUUGGAAAGGGAUUCCUAUAAACAUAUAUAUAGAGGACAAUGAGUGGGAGCUGACAGCAAGGCACACACACUGUGUGGAUAUCCUUGUUUAAUGCCCUGUAACUUUUUAUAGUACAAAAGUAGUCCCUCACAAAACCAAAUGAAUUAGUGAGCUCCUAACCUGGAUCAAUGCUAUCUUACAAUCAAUUGACAGUGAAGGACCAUAUAACCUCAAGUGCCUUAUACAUUAUAUACUCUUCACUCGAAAGAAUGCUCCCUAAUCCCUUCCUUCCCCAUCCCUCUUAGGAAGAUCGAAAACUCUAGUAUGUUUCAAAUCCACAAAGCAGGAAUGAAUAUUCUUAGGUAGACAAAAAUGCUGGAGAAACUCAGCAGGUGCAGCAGCAUCUAUGGAGCGAAGGAAAUAGGCAACGCUUCGGGCCGAAACCCGUAGGAAAUAGGCAACGUUUCGGGACGAAUCCCUGAAGGAAAUAGGCAACGUUUCGGGACGAAACCCAUAGGAAAUAGGCAACGUUUCGGGACGAAACCCAUAGGAAAUAGGCAACGUUUCGGGCCGAAACCCAU